AUGGAAACGAGUUCACGUCGUAAAGUAGGUGAAGAUCGAGCCAUCUGUCCCACGGCAUUCAACGCAAGGCUAAUGAGCCUGCAGGCUUGCGAUCUCUGCUUCAAGAAGAAGAUUAGAUGUGACUCUCUGAAGCCUUCGUGCUCGAAUUGUCUGCUGUAUAAGGUGCCAUGUGGCACCACCACCAUACGAAGGCGAGCUGGCCAGGGCCAACCUCGGAAAGCGACUCCCGCAAAUCCACCUGAGGAGGAUAGCGACAAUAGUAGCCCCAAGCAAGACGACACUGUUCAAGAUCGUCUGGCGCGCAUUGAGGCCAAGGUGGACGACCUGAGGACUCGCAGUAGCGAGGGAUCCGUCGCUCAGAGUCUCGCACAUGAAGCAGCACACGAUUGUGAGAUCAACUUCUCUCUGGACGACGCACCGUUCGACACACCGUUCGAUGCAGCGCUUGACACAUCGAACUGGUCCGGGCCUAGGCGCCGCAAUGAGCUCGCCGUCCCGCCCAUGACCGAGGUCCUUCCCAUAGUUGACCUCUACUUCCAAUCCUAUAACACGGCGAUUCCAUUGUACCACCAGCCUUCGUUCAUGCGAAUGCUGAAUGAAUACUACUCUGAAGCAGGAGAGAAAUCGAGGGCCAUCGGCGCUACCAUCAAUAUUGUACUUGCCAUGGGCUAUCGCGCCCAGUUUGCCUUCCGCGAAGCUGCAGUCAACCAGUUCACCGACGCAAAAAUCAAGCAGUGCAUUGAUAAUGCACAGCUGGUGCUGGAUGAGCUCAUGGUGAGGGAGGAAGAUACCCUUGGCCUCCAAGUCAUAUUGGGUCUUGUUACUCUGUUCCAGACGCAUGCAGACCAGAAAGCAUCCGCUGUGCUCAUCACCACCGCCGUGCGACUUGCUCAUAGAUUACAACUCGAAUCGAAGUCUACCCUGGUAGACUUCCCGCCAGACGAAGCGCGUCAAAGGUCGAACGUCUUUUGGAUAUGCUAUUGGCUGGACAAGGAUGUAAGCCUUCGCACGGCGACUCCCUCGAUGCAGCUCGACUGCGAUAUCGACUUGGACCUCCCCGGAACGGAAUUCAGUGACGCCACCAGCUAUCUGCAAAGUAACGAUGGGCUUUCCCACCUCCACUACCUCCGUGCUAGGGUUCACCUUGCUCAUAUCGAGGGGAGAAUAUAUGACACUCUUUUCAGCAACAGGUCGAGGAAGCAAACCCCAGAAGUUCGUCAGCAAACUGUCAUAUACCUCGACGGACUCCUGAACGGCUGGCUUCAGACGAUCCCAGCACCACUGCAGCUGGGGCACAUUACAAAGAAUCUCAAAGAGGCCCCGCUCCUUCACAUGACGGCCCUGUAUCAGACGUACCUCAUAUGUCUUGUGAUGACGCAUGGCCUAUACUCGCUUCAAGCCCCCUGGCUGAAGACCCUCGGCGGACUUGGAAACUAUCUGCUUCGCAAAUUCAACACUCAGACGCAGCUUACUCUGGAUCUUCACCCACCGCCCAUGCCACAGCCAUGGCAACGCUGCGUGACGACUAGUCGAGAAAGCCUUCAGGUACUGGACAGUCAGAGCUAUGGUGGCUGCAAUGUUUGGCUUAGCUCUUGCGCCUACUUCUCGGCACUGGUAUUCUUGAUGGCCAACCUGUCGUACUUCCCGGCGCACGAGUUGGCUGAGCAGGACCGGAAACUCGCCAAAUCCUCGUUGGCCCAGCUGGAAAAGUACUUCGAUCGAAAGGGCUUCGAGUCUUACAGACACCUGAAAACCGUGCUCCACGGCUUGGAGAGCAUGGCGACAGCAGGCGCCAACCGUGCUACCAACUUCACGCCUUGGCAAUAUCCAGAGCCAACUAUGUCAGUGGAUUUUGCUGCCUAUGCACCGGCACAAGCUGAAAUAUUUGACACCGUCCUUGGGCCUAGCUCUGAUCAUCAACCCGUGACCUCGGCCUUUGAGCCUACAUGGCUUCAAGGCUCCUUCGAUAUUGAUUUUGCGGAUUUCGACUUCUCAGACAACCCUGGGAAUCCACCGUUUGGUGGAACAUUCGGCCGGUACUGA
Molecule: messenger RNA, 2043 nt
Organism: Anthostomella pinea
Lineage: Eukaryota; Fungi; Ascomycota; Sordariomycetes; Xylariales; Xylariaceae
Source: the annotation of a GenBank genome assembly